CAAGCAACCACAUUGGCUCUUUCUCUCUCCCCGCCUUUACCCUAAAAGGGGCACUCAUUUGCUUCAUAGGCCCUCUCAGUGGCAGUCUUUCUCAGCCUCAAGGCCUCAACUUUAAGAGGGGCAGAGACCCUAUUGUAUUUUUGUUCUUAUAUAUACACCUAUAAACCAUUCUUUCUUCUACAAUUCUUUGGUUAAGAUUCUCUGUUUUAUCAGCUAAAACAUCUAAACAAUUUCAAUAUACAGACAUAGAAAUCAAAGGCUAGUUAUUGUAAACUUCUUGCUUUUGAGAGAGUUAUAAGAGAGAGUUUUUUCUUUUUGUUUCUUUGUGGCUUCUGUAAUGGCAACAAGUUUUGACUCGGCGGUUUCAAGCCUUCUGUGUACAGAGGAUAACAACUGCAUUUUCGAUGAUAUCAAUACCGAUUACAAUGGGGUUGUGGUGGAGGAGUUUGAGGCCUCUUUGUAUAAUGCCGAUCAUCAAACCCGUAGUCAAAACAAGAGGUUUGAUGAUUGGGGAGAUAUAUUCCCGUUGCAGAGUGAUGAAUGUUUGGUUUUGAUGCUCGAAAAGGAAUGCCAGCAUUUGCCAAAUGGCGAUUACUUGAAGAGACUGCAAAUUGGGGAUUUGGACUUAGUGGCUAGAAAAGAGGCUGUCAAUUGGAUUGUUAAGGUUAACGCUCAUUUCGGUUUUGGACCUCUCUGUGCUUAUUUAUCCAUCAACUACUUGGACAGAUUUCUCUCUGCCUAUGAAUUGCCUAAGGGUAAAGCUUGGAUGAUGCAAUUGUUGUCGGUGGCAUGUUUGUCGCUUGCUGCCAAAAUGGAGGAGACUCAAGUUCCAUCAUGUCUUGAUCUACAGGUGGGUGAAUCAAAGUUCUUGUUUGAAGCUAGAACCAUAAAAAGAAUGGAGCUUUUGGUGCUAAGCACCUUGAGGUGGAGAAUGCAAGCAAUUACCCCAUUCUCCUACAUAGACUACUUCAUUCGCAAGAUCAGUGAUGGUGAUCAAAUCCAACUAAGAACUUUAUGCCUGAGUUCAAUCCAACUCAUAAUAAGCACUAUAAAAGGGAUUGAAUUAUUGGAAUUCAAGCCUUCUGAGGUUGCAGCAGCAGUGGCAAUAUAUGUUACGGGGGAAACCAAAACAGUUGAUACAAAGAAAGCAAUUUCUCUUCUCACUCAAUAUGUAAAUAAGGAGAGAAUUGUUGAGUGUGUAAAAAUUGUGCAAGAUUUGUCAUUGAUUAGUGCAGAUGCUUGUGUCCCCCAAAGUCCAAUUGGGGUGCUGGAUGCGGCUUGCUUGAGCUAUAAAAGUGAUGACACAACGGUUGGGUCAUGCCCAAGUUCUUCAAAUAAUACACCAGAUCCCAAAAGGAGGAAGCCAAACAGACCUUGUGAAGUGGAACUAUAAUGAAAAGUGAAGGAAGAUGGACUGUAUUCACAUCAUCAAUAUAUUUUGUUUUUUAUUUAGGACUUUUGUUUUGCUUGUAAAUUGUGAGGGCAGCUCCCAAAAACAAGUCAAAAAACUAAAAUGAAGUCAGAAAUAGGAGACGGAGAAGGGAAAAUGAUAGAAAAUUUUGGGGAAAUAAAAAAGAAAAGAAAAGAAAAGAAAGAGUGAAAAAGGUUGAGUCAAUGGAUGGGGAUGGAGAAUUGGGGGAUGGAGAAUGGUGAUUGGUGAAUGCGAGGAAAUGUCUUUAAGAGUAUAGUCACCAGCUGUUAAAUAUUAGACUUCUUAACAGCUUAGAGACUUACAGUUGGGAGGCGAAAAAUAAAAAAACAAAAAAAUAGAAAGAAAGAAAAGAGAAAAUAGAAAGACAAAAAACAACUUGUUCUUCAUGUGAGAUACAGCUGGUUUUGAUUUAUUCGGUUUAUUAGUUUA
This is a messenger RNA of Mangifera indica (mango), 1861 nucleotides long. Its product is annotated as cyclin-D4-1-like. Gene Ontology annotation, biological process: regulation of cyclin-dependent protein serine/threonine kinase activity; mitotic cell cycle phase transition. Gene Ontology annotation, cellular component: cytoplasm; nucleus; cyclin-dependent protein kinase holoenzyme complex. The transcript is spliced from 6 exons. Bases 338 to 1393 code for a protein of 351 amino acids. Lineage: Eukaryota; Viridiplantae; Streptophyta; Magnoliopsida; Sapindales; Anacardiaceae. Gene Ontology annotation, molecular function: cyclin-dependent protein serine/threonine kinase regulator activity. The record is from RefSeq and is a predicted model, not a curated record.